GAUCGUUGUCAUCCUCAGAAACAGCCGCUUAUUGGCAAACCGGUGUUUCACAGCUCGAGCUCGUCACAGCUUCCUGUGUGGUGUGGAGCUUGUCAGCUUCAUCCGUGUGAGUGCACACUGACAGACUCUGCUGGCAGCUAAAUCAAAGACAACAAGCAGAUCCAGAAAUCCAAAAUGUCAAACCCAGUGGUCAGCCAUCAACCAGCUGCAGGCAGCUAUGGGACAAAUGUCCAAACAGGAGAGUGGAGCACAGGCCUGUGCAACUGCUUCAGUGACUGGCUUGUCUGUGCUCUUGGUUGCGUCUGUCCCAUUGCACUGAGCUGCUACACGGCAGAUAAGUAUGGAGAAAACUGCUGCUUGGGUUGUGUGCCGGGAGGCACAACAGCCAUGAGGACUCAUAUGAGACUGACCUAUGGUAUACAGGGAACAAUAUUCAACGAUGCUUUGAUGACCUUUUGCUGCGGAUUAUGUGAGAUGUGCAGGAUGGCACGAGAAAUCCGCAUCAGGAAUGGAGAAGUUUAAUCUCAAGAAGAUAUAAAAGGAUUCUGGCUCACCAUGCAGUAUGUUCUGUUUGUUAAUGAUGUCCAGCUAUUGUGGAAGUGAUUUCUUUAGUCUUGUAGCAGGGCUAGCUUUCAUGCAGACAACAAAAAAUAAUCAGCUAAUGAAUUAUGCAAUUCAGUGAAUUACAUGUAAUGUUCUUCUUUACAUGUAGCCUUAUGUGCUUGUCUAACUGUGUGCCAAGAUGGUAGUAUACUGUUUUGCAUUACUGUAAAUAAACUGCAAUCACAGCAUGAUUAAUUACAUUUAAGCAUGGACCAUUUUGUACAACACUCUCAAUAAAAAAAUUGAUUGUU
This is a messenger RNA of Cottoperca gobio, 854 nucleotides long. RefSeq names its product cornifelin-like. NCBI's taxonomy places the organism in Eukaryota, Metazoa, Chordata, Actinopteri, Perciformes, Bovichtidae. The transcript has 4 exons. The record is from RefSeq and is a predicted model, not a curated record. Bases 175 to 522 code for a protein of 115 amino acids.